Messenger RNA from Aspergillus clavatus NRRL 1, 1719 nucleotides. RefSeq names its product tRNA modification GTPase. The record is from RefSeq and is a predicted model, not a curated record. Gene Ontology annotation, cellular component: mitochondrion; cytoplasm. The transcript is spliced from 3 exons. Gene Ontology annotation, molecular function: GTPase activity; GTP binding; protein binding. Gene Ontology annotation, biological process: tRNA wobble uridine modification; tRNA methylation. NCBI's taxonomy places the organism in Eukaryota, Fungi, Ascomycota, Eurotiomycetes, Eurotiales, Aspergillaceae. The coding region runs from base 1 to 1719 and encodes 572 amino acids.
AUGGAGCAGACAGAUCGCUCUCAGCUGCUGCCGCGGAGUUUAUCCAAUGCACGCCAAAGCUUCUCUACUUCACCACGCUUUCGAUUCUCUUUGGAGACUGACUCCACGAUAUAUGCAUUAUCAACUGCUCCCGGUCGGGCCGCUAUAGCAGUUGUGCGAUUGUCAGGACCCGCAUGUGUGCAGGUCUAUCACGCCCUUUGUCCCAAUGCGCGUCUCCCUCGUCCUCGCAUUGCGGCUGUGCGCACCGUCUACGAUCCGACACAAAAGCCCUCAGCCAACACGGUUCUCGAUACAGGAGCCCUUGUGCUGUAUUUUCCUGGACCCAAGACCGUCACAGGCGAGGACGUGCUCGAAUUUCACCUGCACGGCGGACCGGCUAUCGUCAGAUCUGUCUUAGCGGCUAUCGCCCGCACGAGCCGACCGGAUGAGAGUCUCGUGCGCUAUGCGGAACCCGGUGAAUUUACUCGGCGAGCGUUUAUGAAUAACCGGCUGGGGCUGCCGCAGAUCGAGGCGUUGGGGGAUACCUUGACUGCUGACACAGAGCAGCAGCGACGUCUUGCUGUGCGGGGCGCGAGCGAUGCGCUUUCCAAGCGCUAUGAACUGUGGCGUCAGCAGCUACUCUAUGCGCGCGGGGAGCUGGAGGCGUUGAUUGAUUUCUCCGAGGACCAGCAUUUUGACGAGUCUCCGGUGGAGUUGAUCAGCUCUGUUGCCGUGCAGGUCCGGGCGCUGCAGGCGCAGCUCAAACUGCAUGUGGAGAAUGCGUCGAAGGGUGAACUUCUGCGUAAUGGCAUCAAGAUUGCCUUGCUGGGUGCUCCCAAUGCAGGCAAGAGCUCGCUUUUGAACCGGGUUGUGGGCAAAGAAGCCGCCAUUGUCAGUACUGAGGAGGGAACUACGCGAGACAUCGUAGAUGUCGGAGUGGACGUUGGUGGGUGGUACUGCAAGCUCGGUGACAUGGCUGGCAUACGCUCGGAGAAUAGCAGCCAAAGAACGGUGGUUAUUGGAGCAGUCGAGAAGGAAGGCAUUCGGCGUGCCCGAGCCAGGGCUUUGGAGUCGGACGUGAUUGUCGUUGUUCUGUCCCUAGAAGAAGGCGCCAAUGGUUCGCCUUACCGCUUGUCUGUCGAGCAGGAAGUCGUCGAUGCUGUCAGCGACUGUGUGCAAGCUGGGAAGUGUAUCGUGGUGGCAAUCAACAAAUGCGAUCGUCUGCCAGUAGCGGACCGAUUGGGCCAACCACUCCACGAUUUGAGAGAAAGGAUACGGACGCUCUUCCCAGCUGUGCCGGAGAAGCGGAUAUUCAGCAUCUCCUGUCAGGAAGCUACACAAGGAGUUUCGUUGGCGCAAGCGGAUCCAGGGAACCUGCAGGGAUUUAUGCGAGGCCUUAUCUCAACAUUUGAAGAGAUUGCGUCCCCAACGGGACUUGAAGGGGAUGAAAAUGGACAAUAUGAUAUUUCUUACUGGGAGGAUUCAUUAGGAGUGACCCAUCGCCAAAGCUCUAAUUUACAAAGAUGCCUGCAACACCUGGAUGAUUUCCUGAACCAAACCCGACAAUCCCAAACGCCCCAAAUCCUCGGCUAUGCUCAAGAUAAAACUAUCGAAGAGGAAGUGGAUAUCGUGAUGGCGGCCGAGCACCUGCGCUUCGCCGCAGAUGCGCUCGCAAAGAUCACCGGCCAAGGCGAGAGUGGAGACGUGGAGGACGUCUUGGGCGUUGUGUUCGAAAAGUAG